GACAUCUUUGAGUAACCCAUUCGGUGCGAGACAUCACCAUUCUCACCGUUCUAUAGUAGUGACAAGAGACCGUGAUGUCGCUUCGGAUACACUGCGUGCUUGGCAACGUUGCUUCAAACUCCGUGGAGCCAUUACCGCUAAGUAUUCCGACGGAACAAGGUCGUGACGCAGGCCAUCCAAUGGUAGGAUUUCUCUUUACUUACAGCAAAACCACCAGCCUAGAAGUGCAGCACUAAUCACCAUCGAAGAACCUCUAGUGGAACCUCGAACCCGACAGCAUGGAGCCACAGCAAACUCCACGACUUACUCCGCGCAUCCAUCAUGCCUCAGACAUCCGCGCAGACUCCAAUCUGGCUGCAAGUCUAACAGCCUUUGUCAAUAAAGGCUAUCGAUACAUGUCUCCAGCCAACAAAGAACGGUGGGAACAUGAUCUGAGUGAUCGACUGUCCUCCCCGGACUCGAUCCAUCAAGCUUUAGGCGACGAUGGCCUCUUCGCUGUGGUCAAUGACCCGGCUACGCAACGACCGGUGGCUUGUGCAGCGACAAAGAGAUGGAAGGCUGACCUUAAGGGUUUUGCAGAGGCAAGAGAAACGGGGUGGGAGAUCAAGACAGUCACGACGCACAUUGGUUGGAUGAAGAGGGGGCUCGCAGGAUAUUGUGUGGAUGCUUUGAUCGAUGAGCUCGCGAGACAGGAGAGGUUGAAGCGUGGAGACGAGACCACAGCAUCACAUGAGCCUUUGAAUAUAUGGAUCCAAGCUGUCGAGUGCUUGAAUGGAGCAUUCUGGAUGAAGAGGGGUGGUUGACUGAUGCGAUCGUACGACAACCCCGUUGGACACUGGGGCUCGAAGUACGGCUACCGCCUACUAGUCCUGCUGCGAGAAAUUGACGUCGACAAACGGUUGUCAAGGCUGCGUGAUAUC
Macroventuria anomochaeta is the source of this 920-nucleotide messenger RNA. RefSeq lists its product as uncharacterized. The transcript has a single exon. NCBI's taxonomy places the organism in Eukaryota, Fungi, Ascomycota, Dothideomycetes, Pleosporales, Didymellaceae. Bases 279 to 803 code for a protein of 174 amino acids. The record is from RefSeq and is a predicted model, not a curated record.